This is a messenger RNA of Linnemannia hyalina, 9219 nucleotides long. NCBI's taxonomy places the organism in Eukaryota, Fungi, Mortierellomycota, Mortierellomycetes, Mortierellales, Mortierellaceae. The record is from the annotation of a GenBank genome assembly.
AUGCACCAACAACCACAGCUUCAACAACCACUACAGCGGAUACAGGAUGCCGCCAACCUCGCCCCUCAAACAGAAACAACAGACGUUUCGACCGAUACAACAAUAGCAAUAGGUGAGCAGAGAAUAGAGAACAGUCCCCCUCAAUCGCCUCCUGGGUCAGCAGCAGCUUCAAUUGCAUCAAAGACGACAAAAUCACCUCAGCAGACUUGUCGACAUGCCGUGACCUUUCUGCCUGUCAUCGAGUCCGUCCCCGAGGAGUCUCAGCCAACUGCCGUCGCACCACCUGCACUCCCAGUUGGAAGCGAUAAAAGUAACAUUGAUGGACCUGCACCUGGAGCGAGUAUCGAGCCAGUGCCAGUAACGUUAUCGCCACGGAUACCACCAAGAGUCAGUGGCUCCUUGAAGAGUCUCAACGCAGCGCAGGGGUUGCUCAGUGCAGCACCAAAGGCCCCGCUGGAACUCUCUCCGUCGUCAACCCAGCCAAGCACGGCAGUGACCUCCGAGAAGAAUGCCUGGCCAACAUCCAUCUCGAAUCCAGAAGAGAUUGAGCAGUAUCGAGCAGAACUAAGCAUUUCAGCCUACCGCUCAUUACUCAACACUCAAAUGAAGUCGGGAAGCUUGAUUAGCGGGAGCGGGAACAGUAGCAGUAGCGGAUCUCAGACGGGAUCAUCUUCAGCAGUACCAACGGCACCCUCCGGUGUUUCGACCUCAUCCUCCCCAGCAGCCUCGCUAGGCUCGUCUCUGUCACCCAACAUGAAUCACAACACAGCUGCAAUGACAGCCACCACUACUUCUUCUCCAUUGGGGCAUUCCGACAUCGUGUCCAGCUCCAGUCCUCAAGAUCAGUCAUGGUAUCACUUCAAACAGAGCACAAGCAGCGGAUCCAUGCUUUCGAGUUCCUACUCGUAUGGAUAUGAUGACAGUCUCGAUCCCUCUGCCCCCGGUUCCCGGACGUCCCUUCAUGUCAAGCGAGGCUCAAUGGGGAGCGCUGCAGCUGCCAAGCUUCGCCUCUCGCCUGUGAACAUCAAACUCAACCCUUCCAGCAACGACCAACAACAAUACAGCCCCAGUUUGUCCAGCGGAUCAGGAUCUCCUUCUCCCAGCUCCGGAUCUCCUCUCAUGUCGUCGGCAUCUUCAAUAUCCUCGCCCCAUUCGAGCGUCAAUUGGAAGGCGCGCCUUAGGCGGUCUCUGUCGAACCAGGAGAAGAUCCAGUCGCCACUCUCAAAUGUCUUCAACCCAGAUAUGACUCAGUCCGAGAGCGGCGAUGGAAAGUCCUCUGCAGAAAGUCUUCAUCGGGAUGGUCAAGUCAACUAUCGAGUAUCCCGCGAGAAGAGCUAUGACAUAGAUCCUGAAAGCCCUGCGGGAUCAGGAGACGAUGAGGACUAUCUAGAGGAACACCAACGGACGGUGACGUCGACUUUUCUCCAGCAGACACAAACAGAAAGGAGCAGAUCGUCCGUCGACAGUAAUGGCUCAAGUACAGGCGACCAAACAUUCACUCCAGCCUCCCGCCGGGAGCAACUUUCCGACUGUUUCCUUCCCAUCAACGUGCCCCAUUCACCACAAUCACAACCAGAGUCGCCAGGGCUGGCCCUCUCCGCACCAAUACGAUCAGCCUACAGUAGCAACCCCCAGCACUUUCUCCCUUCUCAUCUUGCGUCACAGGGAAGGGCGCAGAGCAGGCAGCGACAACGACACUUGAACCGAUCUAUCGACUCACAAAAGUCAUCUUCAUUAGAGGAGCAGGACUCUUCACCACCUGCAUCUCCUAUGGCAGUCAACAUCCCAUCCCCUUACUCGAUUUCUGGAUCAGGAACCACCUUGCCUACCGAGAUUCCCAUAGCAAGGAGGUCAUCGUCCCUCGCGUCAUCUCCAUCCUCUUACCAACGACAUCAUUCGGUCUAUGUUCUCAGCGGUCAGAUGUUCAAAAACUCGCCGCAAGGAUCGCCCAAAUCUCAUCUGGCACGAGUUCUGGCAUCGGAUCAGGAGAACUACUACACCACCGACAGUGACUCGGAUUGUUGCGGUGGAAAGCCUGUUGGCAGGAAAAAGUCGAUCGACCGAGUGUUUUCUGAUUCCGAUGCAGAGGAUGACACCAGGCAGAAGCGCGGAGCUAUCAGAGGGUUCCACUUCCCCCCAAGGACUGCUCUUCGUCUGGAGUACGACUCGGACCACACCACCGGAUCGACUAAUGGACCUCCUUCAAGCCGGAUCGACAAACUAAUGUCAUCGCCUUCCCUGAGUGCCUUUGGUAGUACGCCAAUGGUUCACUCGAGCUCUCUUCCAGCCUUCUUCCCCGACUUGUCCGCCAACGCCCCUCAAAACCUCGUCUCUCAGAUCGGAUUUAUGGACGACACGAACGAGCUGAACGCUGCGAACGCUCUGAUCCAUGAGAUGGUGCGCGCCAAGACGAAGAGCGAUGCUGAGAUUCGGAUUGUUCUGGAUGGCUGGUAUGAGUGCAAGCGAGACAAGGACAUUGCAUGCAUGACGUUUCAGCAGGAGAUUCCGGAUGCAUAUGCACCCAUAUGGACAGAGGACAAGCCUGCCAUGGACUCGCCUAGUCAAUGGAGCGUGAUGGACGAUAUCCAAGGAACUCCCCUCCCACCCUUCUCGUUCGGCGACGCGUGGUAUGAGACGAGCGUCGGACCACUCGACAAGGCACCCGCGACAAGGAACGCGGAGACACUGGGGAAAUCCUCACGCCACAACAGCAUCGGGCACAAGGACGCCCUGGCAGCAUUGAUGGUGACUUCCCGAUCCUACAGUAACAACACUGCCCUCCCUGCUGGAAAGGAAGUGAACAGGAGUAACUCGAUUCCCUCGGGCAACCUUGUACCGAGCUCGGCUGUUGUAGUAUCCACCGCACCCGUCGAUGUACCCUCACUUGCCCCAGGGCACAUGCCGGAAGCGGAGGAAGCCACCAAUCUCAGAGCGAUUUCUCGCAAGCAGUCGAUCCUUUCCCGCCGCAUUAUUGCAUCCAACAGUUGGCCGCCCACCAUCCUUGCAAGUUCGCACACCACCUUGCUCAUCUCGAUUGAGUGUAUCUCUCAACAGAUCUUGCACACUCCAGUGUCGUCCAUCAUUGCACAUCCUCUACGAGCGGUCGAGAGUAUGAAGUCAUUGCAGACUCUUAUGGACCGACAACGUCGCAUGGCAGUUGGAAACGCAGAAGCCGAGGACCUGUUGACCAAGCUUGUCUAUGUGUUUGCCCCAGUGUGUCGACUAGCCGAACGACUUCAUGAGCAACGCUUGAACGAGGAUCUCCAAGCGACGGAACUUCCCUCUGGGAACUUGAUGCUGGAGCAGAGUAUGCCGUUCUCACAUCUGGACUGGUCGCCUUUGCCGUCACCUGCCAUGCCGAUUCAAACUGCCGAAAAUGAAAAGUCAAAGUCGGCAGCAUCCAUGGACGAGCAGAUCGAAAAGAGUACAAGGGCAAGGUCUUCCACACAAAACUCGGCGUCGACAGAGCCAGGAUUGCGCACCUCCAUCCAUCGUUCUCCCGAGGUCACUCCGGUGACGACAAGAACAUCGCUUGAUCAGCAUCUCAAAGGAAAGAGCGAUGUCUUUGCCCCUGCGAACUGCGUUGUGGCGGAACAUGCAAGCGCGUUCUCUGCGGGUGAAAUCCAGCUCCAGUCGACCGCGACCGCUCUGGCCUUGCCUCCAUUGCCCAGCAAGCGAUUCUCUGCCCCUCCUCUGUCAAGAGCCAUGACCUUAGACAUCAAGCAAGCUAUGACUUCGCCACUUAUCAGUCAACUUUCGCCUAAGUCUCCAGAGGCGCGACGGUUAACAGAGUCCAAGCCUGACCAGGAACAACACCGAGAUGCACCUUCAAGCCAGGAACGUAGAACCCUUACAGUUUCGGCUGCACAGCCAAGCUCUAUCUCCCUCCGCUCCUUAGACACCAGUUUGCAAAGGAUGGAGAGCAAGGAUGCCGCCAACGAAAGUGACAGCUCCGGUGUCUUAGGCGCCUCCAAAGUGAGGAAACCCGGUGAUAAGAAGAAGACGACUAUGGGCUUACUCAAGUCGUUCAAGUCUAUAUUCAAUCACCAGCAGAGCAGCUCAGGUGAUAAGUCGCUAUCACCCAUGUCUCCUUCCCAAUCCGCGCAGCUCUCGCCUCUAUCGCCCCUGUCGCCUGGACUCUCAUCCCCAUUGUCUGGUCCAGUCAAACCCGGCCCCUUUGGACUUCGACAUCGGUCAUCAGUCACGUCUACGAAUUUGAUCCGCUCCCAGACGAUCGACCCUACGACAUCCCAACAAUUUCCUUCGCUGGAUGUACCCACAAAGUCAGACUCCCAAUCCGUUGCGACUGUGGACCUCUCCCAGAACCUCACUGUCUGCAGAAUCUGCGACGAAGAGAUUUUGCUAUCGCUCUUGGAUCGGCACAGCGAAACCUGUAAGCUCCAGCAUGAAUGUAGUCAGAAGCUCGAGAGCUGCAACCAUGCCUUGGGCAAACUCAGCGCCUGUGUUUGGCAGCGCAGAGAGUUGAUCGAGGCCAUGAACCGACCGUACGUGGACUACCACAGCAUCAGGGACUCAGAGAAGAUUCAGAUUCUCUCCCAGAAGGCAUCCCUGGUACUCGAAUCCAACCCUCGGAACGCGAUACGCAAGCUGGAGAAGUACCACCAGAAAAUCAGCAACAUGCUCCAGGACUCCAGGAACCCGGCAUACGACGAGGAGCUCAUGAGCAUCACAAAGAAGAUCGCCCAUGUGAUUCGAGAGAAGCUGGCAACGAUGCGCACGAUCCAGGGCCAGCUCAGUCAGCUGACAGGACGCGACGGCGGCGACAACGGCAUCGUCAUUCGGUCUCAAAGUGCUAGCGCGAUCAGUUCCCAGAGCGAGCUCCAGCAGCCUUCUUCGUCGACUUCGUUUUGGGGUGGUAGGAAGAAGUCAAAGUCCAAACCCAAGGAUGGUGUGACACGAUCAACCAAGCCGCCAUUGCCCAUACAGUCUUCUCAGACCAUGACAGGAAUUACCGGUAAGCGGAUUAGCCCGAUCUCCUGGGUCGAUCAAGGAUUUGCCUCCAAGCAUUCGAGACGUGAGAGCAGCGGAUCAAAUUUCUCGAAUAAUGACUUGGAGACGGCACACCCUGGUGCGGACAUGACUGUCGUUAAUAGAAAGAAACGAUCUGGAUCUAUGUCGGCUGCUCAAGGACCAUUGGGUCUGUCAGGUUCAUCGGAGAAACCGAGCAAGAACUUCAGCACCAUCUUUGCUGCUUUUUUGCGAGCAUCGCGCCAAAGGAUCAACAGCUACAACAACCUUGCGGGCCAGUCCAAGGGCAUCUCCGGCGAGGCAGAGACAGGCCGCAAUGGCUUCUUCGGAGGCGGAGGCCCCUCCGGUGUUUUGUCGCCUCCCUUCAACAACGCGUCAGCUUACAAGAGUCGCGUGCCAAGUAUCCAAGACUUUGAAAUCAUUAAGCCUAUCAGUCGUGGAGCAUUCGGUAAGGUGUACCUAGCGAGGAAAAAGACGACGAAGGAUCUCUAUGCCAUCAAGAUUCUCAAGAAAGCUGACAUGGUCCGCAAGAACAUGGUCAACCAUGUCUUGGCCGAGCGACGUGUCCUUGCCUUGACGCGGACGCCUUUUGUCGUGCAACUGUUCUACGCGUUUGCGAGCAAGGAUUACUUGUACUUGGUGAUGGAGUAUGUCAUCGGUGGGGAUCUCUCGUCGCUCUUGGCUGUCUUUGGAUCGUUUGACGAGGACAUGGCUAAGAUGUACAUUGCCGAGUGUAUUCUGGCACUGGAGUACCUACAUUCGAACGGGAUCACCCAUCGCGAUCUCAAACCGGAUAACAUGCUUGUCAACGCCGAGGGCCACAUUAAGCUGACCGAUUUUGGACUGAGUCGUAUUACUGUUCCUGAUCAAAAUGACAUGUUCAACUGGCAUGAUCACAAGGCUCCAUCGCUGAACCGGCGACAUAUUGCUCGGCCUCCUUCUCACCCACCCAAGACAUCGACCAUCAAGAAAUCGGCGACCAUUGGCAGCCUCGAGGGCAAGGAGGACCCGGCAGUCACGUCAGCAAGACUUGCCGCCGCACAGGCAUCACCACCAGGCACCUCGCAACAGCAUGGCACACACUCUGGGCGUGCGACGAGAAGGCAUCGCGGGAGCAGCAAGGCUCUGCUUGGAACGCCCGACUAUCUGGCGCCUGAGUUGCUGUUGGGCAUUGGCCACGGUGAGGCAGUCGAUUGGUGGUCACUGGGUGUGUGUCUGUUCGAAUUCCUAACUGGCUAUCCACCCUUCAUGGAUGAGGCGCCUGAGGCCAUCUUUAAGAACAUCCUCAACCACGGUAUGGCCUUUUACUCUUGUAUUUAUAUCCAAUGGCCCGAGUAUGGAUUGUCGCGGGAGGCCCAUGAUCUUAUCAACAAGUUGUUGAGCAGAGAGCCUACGCACCGCCCCUCGCCCGCUGCAUUAAAGGCUCACCCUUUCUUCCAAGGUGUCGACUGGGAGAACAUCAGGAACCAGGAAGCCCCGUUCAUUCCUUCACCCAACGACAACACCGACACAAGCUACUUUGACGCCCGAAAUGCCAGACCCGACAUCAGGCGAUUGUCGAACGGUAACAUGGCGGAAAUUGCAUCGGGAAACGCUGUUGUCUCGGACAAUGCUGCCAACGCUACUUUUGACAACGCUGCCUCGUCCAGGAGCUCAGCAUCAAAGCAACUGGACCCCAACAUUGUGUUGACAGCGUCCCCCUCGAUGGUCCCAACAAUUACCCCAUCAACGUCGGCGGUGGAACUGGAGUCAGGUUCGUCUUCGCUCAGCUCCACAGAGCAAACGUCGAUGCAGACUGUCCGGCCCAGGCUAAUGAACCAUGGUCGCUCAAAGUCAGUCUCAAACCGAGUCUCGUUUUCUCCUGGAUUUGGUUCCUCGUCCUCACCCUCUUCGCUCCAUCGCAUCCGACCUUCGUCAUCCUCCCAAAUGGGAAUUGGCAUGCCACCAUUCUUAGCAGAGCAGCCACUGGGGUCUCCUUUAGCUAAACAAAUCGAGAGCGAGCUUUGGGCUCAGAACCACUCUCUUACCGGUUCGGCUUCGAUGCAGGUGGCCAGAGUCGGUGGCGAUCCAGCCUCGAACCCAAACUAUUUUGCUGGGCUCGACUAUGGAAAGCCGCUACCCAGUAUGGAAAGUCGUUCCACUUUGGCCAGCCUGCAUGAGCGUGAGCAAUUCCAAGAGACGCCUUUUGAUCCCGUUUACAACCCAGUGACAGGCGUCACUGACUUGCGAGAUCUCCAGCCCGCGCCCGCCUCUUCGUCAAGCGCCAAAGACUCGCUAUUGGCCCUGUCAGAGAAGCUCAGCGGACCAGAGCGGGGACUGAGAGUCGAGACCGGAUAUCGACAAUCUUCGUCUCCAAUGCGCAAGGCCAGCGACCCUCGACUGCAGCAUCAGUCUAGCAACCAGCAAAGCCUCCGGUCGUCUGGACUUACGUGGGCCUUGCAGCCACAGUCUCCUUCUCCCUCAUCGCCCCUCGCCGCUCUAGACGUUGAUGGCCUACCUUCAGUGCCCCAGCAGCCGUCCAGCUCUUUAGGAACUACAGUCCAUCAGGCCUCUGACAUCUCUACUGAGCCAGACCAAGAGUCCUACCCACGACCUCGCGUCCACUCUCGCCGACCUUCUCGCAGCCACGAGUACGACCAUGAUCAGGAACCGGAUGAGAUGGAUCGGGAUAUCAUGAAUCAACAGCGGCAUGGCGAUGGCAACGGUACGAUGAUGCAGCGGUCCCUUAGCAUCGAGUCCGAGUUUGAGAGCUUCUCGUACAAGAACGUGACGCUGUUGAACGACGUCAACAUGGAGGCCAUGAUGACGAAAGGCAAGCUGGCGGCGAAUGCGAAUAUGACAGGACUUGGACCAGCUGGAGGACCCUCUACUCCUACUGUCGGCGAACUGGUUAUUUCUCAGGGACCCCUUGAUCCUCUUGAGAGUGGACAGUCAUUGACAGGAAUGAGCGAUUCAUCCAACUACGGCCCGGGACCAUUGUCUGCAUCUGUUUCGGGUUCUGGGACCAGUACAUUAAAGUCUAUGAUCCAGUCGUUGGGAGUCGGCAGUGGCAGUCAAGGAAGCCACUCGAAACAGUCCAGUGGCAGCGAGCCAGGUAGCACCAAUUCUGCGGCGCCCACCUCCAGCACUUUAGCGACAAGUGAGGCGAGCAGGAAGGAUCGACCACGAGAACCUCGCAGGGACGGCAGUUCUGGGUACCUCCUUGGAUUGGGAUCCCUGGCUCGGUCUCGUUCAAGAUCCAGGUCGCGAUCAAGCUCUGCGGCGCAUUCUACGACGGCUGGCGGCACACCUCCAGUCUCUGGUCUGUCUGUCGCCUCCUCGACGCAACAGUUGACCGAGGGAGCAUCUGGAUCUCCGCUCUCUGCCCCAGCGUCGACAGGAAUUGUCGCCUCUGCUACCGCGCCACUACCUCCUGCCAGUUCCGGCCAUACGAUAUUCGGGUUCGGCAACGGAUCGUCCACCAAGUUGCCGAGAUCCAAGUCUGGAUCAAGGGCAGGAUCCAGAAACGGUAGCACGACCAGUCUGACGCUACAGUCGAUGGGUCCUGGGAUGAUCUCGAUGAUGCUGAAGCGAUCCAGCCCUGGCGGAGGAAACGGCAGUGGGAAUGGCGGUAGCGGUGGUGGUGGUGGAGGAGGAGGGAUGUUGACGCCAACCAAGAAGAACAGCACGAGUAGUCUUCGAGACCCAUCUCACCCACUCGCACUCCAUCAUGCAAAUUCGGAGGACGAGCAUGACGGUUUGAUGGCACUCAGGAGGAACAACUACAACUGUGUGAGUCGUCGAGGGAGCGCAGUCAGUAUCACGGGCGGAAACGGUGGUAGUGGAGGUGGAGGAGGAGGAGGAGGAGGAGGAGGAGGCUCUGGUGAGAUGGUAAUGUCUUCUUCGUACUCGUCCAACAAGGAGAGGACGUUCUUUAGCUCGCCACUCUCUGCAAUGCCUAUGGCUGCCGCCCCGGCCGCCACUAGUGCCUCGGCUUCCUCGUGCACUGUUCCAAUCAGUCCUUUGGUCUUGGAGCGGCAUGAGGAUUGGGGCCAGGGGUUGAAGAUGGGCUCUUUGUUAGGACCCAUGUUGCAGACUGACGCUGCCGUUGCCACUGGUACUCUUGCCGGUGGUAGUGGUGCUCUUGGUGUGAGUGGAGGAGGAGGAGGAGGAGAACGCGAGAGUAGUAUUGUUCAAGUGGCUCACGCUGGUCCAAUCGGCGGGGAGGCGACCAAAGGCGGAGUAGUUUAG